AUGGCAAGCACAUCUGCAAACAAGAAACCAUACCGUAAGGCACCACCACAGCACCGGGAGACCCGACAUGAGCCUUUGAGUCCCCGGGAUGAGGGAGCCGAGCAGCAGAGCCAGGUAAAAGCACUGCAGCCAACACUUUAUCAGCGCACCUGUUUUAGUAAAUCUGAGGCAGUGGCGUUAAGACAAGGGGACAGCUCUGAUGUCUGCAAUAUUAGCUGCUCCUCCUCCUGGUCUCUGGCAUCCAGCAAUGACCAGGAUCCAGAAGGACAAAGAGUUAGCAGGGGUAGAACACACACAUUGAUGCGCAGGGUGAAAUCUCUCCGGAGCACAGGGAAACAGGGCAGGGCCCCUCGACUUCGCAGCCUGCGGCGGUUUCUUAGUCGAAGUGAGGAAAAUAUUGUGUUAUCAACAGGAGAGCACAGGGAGGGCAAAAGUCGCAGCCUGGAACGGAGCUUGGUCUUCAAAGAACCUGCAGAGGUGCUGACACCUAGGAAACACCAGCAAUCGUCUUGUCCGCAGCCACUGAAAAGCAUCCUUAAACAACCUGGCACUCUGAACCUCAAUCCUGACACCACACGGUACUCAGGGCCAAAAGCAGCCAGACAAUGCUCCCCACUUACACUCUCACCUUCUCAAGUUGAUCUAGGAAGAGGUGGAACCCCAUCACCGGAGAGAAAGAGCCUGGAGGACAAAGCCAAAUUUUCUCAAUUCCUGGAUGAAAUAACGUCCCGGGUACUUAGCCCCACCAACCUGCAUGGGGGCAGAAGGAGGGCAGUUGGGGGUAGCACUGAUGAGGAUUCCCCUAGUCCUAAUAGAAUUGCUGCGGAUGGUCUUGGACAAAAGAAGCAAGAGGGUCCUGCAGAUUUCGUUUAUAAAGCAGGGAGCACAAGGGAAGGGUCUUGGGCUUACAGAGGGGGCAGAAAGAGGAAAGAGAAAAGUAAGGGUGCACAAACAGUGUUUCGCUAUGCAGAAUCGACCUGGGACCCUGGCAGUAGAGAGGUGACUGUACUAAAGCAGCCAGCUGUGUACAGUAAGCGCAGGUCCCAGACACCAUCAGAGUUUGGUUACCCCGAAUCCGUUUCCUCUGCUUCCCAAUGGAGCCCUGAGGGGAGAAGCCCAUCACCUAGAACAUCCCCCUCACUCAAUGGUUCUCAAAAAACGGUGAGUAAAGUACCCCCAAAAAUGAUUCAUCAUCUUUGUAAUUUUCCUUCUCUGCUCCCAUUCCAGUUAACCUUUCUCCUUCCUGUGUCGCUGCUCCCGGGCUCCAUAUCUGUGUCAAUGCGCCAUCUUCCCAUGUUACUGUCUUCCCCCCUGGUUCCAGUGCUUUGAAUGUGUCUGGGAGCCCAGGCUCUUGGGACUUGGGGUAUCACUGGGUGCAGAGCCAUUGAGCCUCAUUGUUGAGUAGCAUUACUUCAGAGAUAACUUGCUUAUUCACAAAGUGCCAUCAAACACUACAUAUCAAGGUGGUGGACUAGACCAGUGGUUCCUAACUCGUUGGUCACUGGUUGAACAAUAAUAUCUUAUUCAUCAAGCUCUACUAUGGUUUCUGCAGAAUAUGUCUUCUAAUGAGUCUAAUGGAGACGCUAUGCAGAGAUCAUUAUGUUCUUUGUUGCAGUUAAAUUGGGUCCUUGUUAAAAAGGUUUGGAUCUCUGUAUUAGGCACUAGUACAUUGUCUGGAAUGCAAUAUGAAUCUGAUCAGUAGCACCCCGUUCAUCUUUUUACAUAAAUUGGUUAUGUGUUGUAAGUGGCCAUACAGUACCUAUUUGGAAUUGCUCUUGCUGCAAUACAUGCCCAUGUUUCCCCCAAAAUCACAUUAUUAUUAUUUAGUAUUUAUGUUGCGCCAACUUAUCUGCAGUGAUGUACAGUAUAGGGAAUGCAGACAACGAAAGAAAUAAAAUAAAACCAAAAUAAUUGGAACAGGGAUCUUAUAAUUACUGACCCUUCCCACCCAAUGCCCUCAAAUCUUUUACCCACCCCACCCCACACCACCAUAGCCACAGAUCUUCAACAAAUAUCUUGAUCCACCUUACUUUCUUUCCCUCAAAUUUCUGGGACUCCUCCAAUCUAUCUUCUUUCGUAAAUAGGUCUUAUGCUGUAUGGAAGAUUGUUAAAUGGACAGUGUUGGCUAGGGUUAAUUCAAGUUCCAUUAGACGGUCAGUACAGCUAGUGAUUGACACCCGAUUCCAUUAGAUGGCUUGUACAGCUUCUGAUUGGCACCUCCCUCCAUUAGAUGGGUAGUACAGCUCGUGAUUGACACCUCUUUCCUCUAUGGUCAGUACAGUUCCUGAUUGACACCUCAUUUCAUUAGAUGGCCAGUACAGCUAGUGAUUGACACCUCUUUCCUCUAUGGUCAGUACAGUUCCUGAUUGACACCUCAUUUCAUUAGAUGGCCCUGAUUGGUACCUAAUCCCAUUAAAUGGCCGGUACAGCUAGUGAUUGACACCUCAUUCCAUUAGAUGGUCAGUUCAGCUUCUGAUUGACACCUCAUUCCAUUAGAUGGUCAGUUCAGCUUCUGAUUGACACUUCAUUCCAUUAGAUGGUAUCCCCUACCAGUCCAGGAUAUAGGGAUUACUCGGUUGUGCUUUUAGAAAGAAAAAAACACUUUAGACACAACAGGGUAAUCCCUAAAUCCUGGACUGUUCGGGGGUACUUGAAGACUGGGUUGGGAACCCCUGCAUUAGAUGGCCAGUAUAGCUAGUGAUUGACACCUCAUUCCAUAAGAUGGUCAGUACAGCUUCUGGUUGACACCACAUUCUAAUAGAUGGCCAGUACAGCUAGGUAUUGACACCACAUUCCUUUACAUGGUCAGUACAGUACCUCAUUUCACUAGAUGGUCAGUACAGCUCGUGAUUGACACCUCAUUCCAUUAGAUUGCCUGUACAGUUUCUGAUUGACAUCUCCUUUUGUUAGAUGGUCAAUACAGUUCCUGAUUGGUACCUCAUUCCAUAAGAUGACCAGUACAGCUAGUGAUUGACACCUCAUACCAUUUGAUGGUCAGUACAGCUUCUGACUGACAACUCAUUCCAUUAGAUGGUCAGUAGAGCUCCUGGUGACACCACAUUCCAUUAGAUGGCCAGUACAGUUCCUGAUUGACACCUCAUUCCAUUAGAUGGCCAGUACAGUUCCUGGUUGGUACCUCAUUCCAUUAGAUGGCCAGUACAGUUCCUGGUUGGUACCUCAUUCCAUUAGAUGGCCAGUACAGUUCCUGGUUGGUACCUCAUUCCAUUAGAUGGCCAGUACAGUUCCUGGUUGGUACCUCAUUCCAUUAGAUGGCCAGUACAGUUCCUGGUUGGUACCUCAUUCCAUUAGAUGGCCAGUACAGCUUCUGAUUGACACUUCAUUCCAUUAGAUGGUCCGUACAGGUUCUGGUUGACACCACAUUCCAUUAGAUGGCCAGUACAGCUAGGUAUUGACACAUUCCAUUACAUGGUCAGUACAGCUAGUGAUUGGUACCUCAUUCCAUUACAUAGUCAGUACAGUACCUCAUUUCACUAGAUGGUCAGUACAGCUCGUGAUUGACACCUCAUUCCAUUAGAUGGCCUGUACAGUUUCUGAUUGACACCUCCUUCCAUUCGAUGGCCACUACAGUUCCUGAUUGGUACCUCAUUCCAUAAGAUGACCAGUACAGCUAGUGAUUGGUGCCUCAUUCCAUUAGAUGGUCAGUACAGCUAGUGAUUGACACCUCAUUCCACUAGAUCAAUGUUUCCCAACCCAAUCCUCAAGUACCCCCUACCAGUCCAGGAUUUAGGAAUUACUCUGUGUCUAAGGUGUUUUUAGAAAAAAAAAUAAUAAUAACCCUUUAGUCACAACAGGUUAAUCCCUAAAUCAUGGACUGGUAGGUGGUACCUGAGAACUGGGUUGGGAACCCCUGCACUAGAUGGUCAGUACAGCUCGUGAUUGGCACCUCAUUCCAUUUGAUGGCCUGUACUUUUCCUGAUUGGCACCUCAUUCCAUUAGAUGACCAGUACAGUACCUGAUUAACACCUCCUUCUAUUAGAUGGUCAGUACAGCUUCUGAUUGACACCACAUUCUAUGAGAUGGUCAGUACAGCUUCUGAUUGACACCACAUUCUAUGAGAUGGUCAGUACAGCUUCUGAUUGACACCACAUUCCAUGAGAUGGUCAGUACAGCUUCUGAUUGACACCAUAGCGGAGAGGUAGCAUAUAAUAAUCCAGGUAGAACAAGUACAGCAUACAAUAAUCCCGGUAGCAUUAUACAGAUCGAUCCUUCCCAAGAACUAGACGACACAUAGGCUGGGUCAACUGGGGUUUUAUUCACAAGCUCCAGUAUUUAUGUGGUUCCCCAUGCAAGGUGUUUCCUUACUGACUUUACAGGGGUUGUACAGUAGGGGACUACAUGGGGAACUUAACAUCCCGAACAUUUCUCCCACCAUGCACUGCUGUAAGAGAGGGAUACUCCCACUAGAAUAUCCAGUUAAGUGGAUUAUCCCUCCGUACAGCAGAACUGGCUUUUUACAUAAAAAUCCAUAACUCCAAUAUUAUUCGUGCUAUUGUACCGAAUGACCGUUUGGCAGAUAGCUGGGGUCUGAGCGCAUACUUCGUGAAAGUACCGCUCAGAUCCCAGCACAAUCAGCCGAACGCCGCACGAAAUACACUUGAAUACAAAUUCUUCACAAAAGUCAUGAAUACACAUAUAGAGAUAAACUACCGAAAGACCGGUGCUCCCGAACGGCCUGGAAGUCCAGCGGUAUUCAUGUCGUCGAGUAGCCGAUUUUAGUUCCAGGCACUCGAUGACUAAACACAGCUGGGCUAACAAAGUAUCCAAGAUGGCAGCCGCCGCGUGGUCGGUAUCCGAACGGUGGCCACCCUGAACCUCUAUUAACUGCCGAAAGAUACCUUGUUGAAAUCCGUAAUGGGAGCCACACGACCUCCUGUGUGUGGUCUCCCAUUCGGUAGUUUGUUAGUUUGCUGGUGCUCGAAUACGAAUGCUCUCGUUCACAUAAAAUACAGAAUAGGGCACAUGGACAGUUCAGGCAGUCUGAAUGCACAACAACACAUAAGGUAAAUACAGUCUUAGGUGGCUAGGUUUGCCACACUCCACAUUCCAUGAGAUGGUCAGUACAGCUUCUGAUUGACACCACAUUCCAUGAGAUGGUCAGUACAGCUUCUGAUUGACACCACAUUCCAUGAGAUGGUCAGUACAGCUUCUGAUUGACCCCACAUUCCAUGAGAUGGUCAGUACAGCUUCUGAUUGACCCCACAUUCCAUGAGAUGGUCAGUACAGCUUCUGAUUGACACCACAUUCCAUAAGAUGGUCAGUACAGCUUCUGAUUGACACCACAUUCCAUGAGAUGGCCAAUACAGCUGGUGUGAUGAUGUGAAGCACAGGGCAAGAUCUGUGCCUCCUGCCUGACUUUCUUUAAUUGUUUCUGCAGGAUUCACUUACUGAAGGAGACCGAAUCCAGUAAGUAUCUCUGUAAAUAGAUAUGUAUAACCCCUCCCAUCUAUUCUAACCUCUCUCCACUGUCUAAAUGAACCCCCUCAGUCUAUAUUAACCCCUCUCCUACCAUCUCUACUAUUCCCUCCCAUCUAUUCUGACUCCUCCCCUGCUCUCUAUCCCCUCCCAUCUAUUGACUCCUCCCUUGCUAUCUCUGUCCCAUCUAUUGACUCCUCCCCUGCUAUCUCUACUGUCCACUCCCAUCUAUUCUGAAUCCUGUGCUGCUAUCUUUACUAUUCCCUCCCAUCUAUUCUGACUCCUCCCCUGCUAUUUCUACUAUCCCGUCCCAUCUAUUCUUACUACUCCCCUGUUAUCUCUACUAUUCCUUCUCAUCUAUUGUAAUUCCUCCCCAGCUAUCUAUAUCCUCUCCCAUUUGUUGUAAUUCCUCCCCUGCUGUCUAUACUAUCUGUAACGGGACGCCUCAGUAACCCAACUGGUUGCUCCCGCUAGUUCCCUUCCUUCGGCCGAUCAGGAAAUCUUACAUAGUAAGGGGAGUUGGCUCUAUGCACUCCAAGGCAGAGAUGACACAAGGAUUUUCCCUGUUGCUCCUCUGCCAGCUGGAACAGCAGACACAGGGGUUAAAUCUUCCUUCCCUCCAAUAACAGGACAACACACAGUUUUAGAUGUUUAAGCACUGACUUCUCUUUAUUGCAAAUAGGCUUCUUUUAUGCACAGACCCCACAGGGGGUCUCCAUUCAACAUAACACAAUCCCAGGCAGGAGGGGACUAGGUUACAGAUAGCCAUCUCCUGCUCUGGGAGAUACCAACAGCACACAGGGUUACACCUUAAGACACAUUACAUACAGGGGGUUUAAGCUUUCGGGCUCAGUGCCCCGGGAAGGGAUCACACAGCUAAAACAUAUAUUGUCAGACCCGGGUCCCUGUCUAUUCAAACCCCUCCCCUGCCGUCUGGUCUAACCCCUCCCCUGCCGUCUGGUCUAACCCCUGCCAUCUAUGGAAUAGGUCCACCAUGUUAUGACAGUAAGCGAAACACAGCUUGAGAUCUGAGCAUGAACCCACCAAAGGCGAUGAAGUCAGUUUUCAGUGUGUUAGUAUAUUACUGCUUUAUUGGAUGGGGAGGGGGCAAUACUUGCUGUUACAGUGUUAACGAGGGGCACUUGGCUAGCUCAAUGUCUGUAUUCUCCAGAUUUCUGCAGCACCAGAAUGAUGAGUUGCGCCGUCGCCUGGCAUUUGCCACUACAAAAAUGGAAGCUUUGGAGCAUGAAGUGGAAGCAGGAAGGCAUUACCUAGAAAUGGAGCUGAAUCGCAACCGAGAGGAACUAGAGAAAUUUAAAGACAAGUUCCGCAGGUACUGGGUAGCGGUACCACCACUUACUCGCCCACCCUGUACGUACACUUGGUGCUUCUCACCUGGUGCUCUUUACCCCCUCCGUGUCCCUACUCUCCGAAUGCAACUUUCACUUGGAGCUCAGUGCUUUCCACUAACUCCGCCCCCCCCCCCAUGUUUCUCUGCAGAUUGCAGAACAGCUACACCGCCUCACAGAGAACCAAUCAGGAUCUGGAGGAGAAGCUGCACACGCUGGUAUUUAACCCAUUCCUUUUAUUUUAUUUUUAAUGUUGAUAGUAGAAUUGUGCAGUCAUGUUGAUCUCUAGACUGGAGCCACGAGCCAACCAUCUUAUUAUUUCACUUGGUGACUAAGUAGACAGCCUACAGCGUAUAUCAACGUUUUACACCUUCCUGCCCUAAAGUAAAGAUUGGACUCCACCAACUGCUGUUUGAAAGUGGUGGAAACUGGAAUUGUCAGUGGUGGUGGUCAUAACCUGUUGCUUUAAGAAAUAUACAUGGCUGCAAGCCAUCCAACACUGAGUCUGGAUAUAUAAAAAUAACAGUAUACUAAAGCUUUUCAUAUCACACAGUAACUUUUACAUCUUUACGAUUCAUUAAAGAAAUCCUGUAAAGUGUCACAAACAAUAAGUUAUAACACAUACAGGUGAGACCCACUGCUGCACUCCCACGCAGACCCACUGCUGCACUCCCACGCAGACCCACUGUACAGUACCCCUCAUGUACAUGUUUAUGGUGUUUUCAAAAGUUACAGAGUCAACUAUAAAGCUUGCGUUUCAGUUUUUUCACAUUGAAAUUCGCCAGAUUGUUGUCCAAGAUUGGCAUUCAAAUUAGUUUUUUGCAUUUUUCACACACAAACAAAUAUUAAUGCUAACUUUGGCCAGUGUUUGUGAUUAAGUGGCUACUAAGAAGACUAGACCUAACCCAUUUGCAAUACCUUGGUUUGUCUAAUAUUGCAAAUGGUAUGCCGUCAUGGGGGUAAUUCUCAUUCCUGAGCUACCAUAGGGUCUCCAAGGCAACGUAACCAAUCUGGCGAAUUUCCAUGUGAGAAAAAUGUAACGUGCUAUAUUUGACCCUGUAACUUCCCAAAACACCAUAAAACCUGUACAUAGGGGGUACUGUUUUACACGUGAGACAUCGCUGAAUACAAAUAUGUAUUUUAUUGCAGUAAAAGCAAACCGUAUUAUGACAUUCACAGUUAGAAUGUCACGUAGAACUUUAAAAAAUGUAAGUCUUAUUUUUUUUCAUAUUUUAUUCAUAUUAAAUUGUUUCAUACCUAAAUAUUUGAUGUUAAAUGAAAGCCCUGUUUCCCCUGAAUAAAAUGAUAUAUAAUAAGUGUGGGUGCACGGUUGAACAGACAUAUAGUCAAAUUCCAGAUUUUGUUUACGUUUUGUUUCGAUCACAAUGUGUACAUUUGGCUCAGUCCUUAAAGGGACACUCCAGGCACCCAGACCAUUUCUGCCCAUUGGAGUGGUCUGGGUGCCAACUCCCACUACCCUCAUGGCCGGUGCAUGGAUUUUUGCCGCCCUAGGCAAAAAUAAAAUUUGCCGCCCCCCCCCCAUAUGUCCUGCCCACCAUGUGACAUCACAAUGCCCCGCCCAUAUGCUCUGCCAUAUGGGCCAACGCCAGUCUUCACAAAGUGUCUUUUAUCUGAAAAGACAGUGUUUAAAUUAAAAAGCCUACAGGCACAGGCUAUAGACACCAGAACCACUACAUUAAGCUGUAGUGCUUCUGGUGACUAUAGUAUCCAUUUAAUGUGAGGUAAAUUAGAGAUUAGUGCCACUAAUAAUAUAUUGGAUUGCCUACUUACCACCAGAUGAGGACAAGAGGCUGAUGAUGGGCUCUGCCUGGCUCCACAGGUCUGGUGUAGAAGAGGCUCUCAGGAGACUGUUUUUAACAGUGCUCACAACAAUUAACGAACAGGAAGCAGCUCCAUUUUUUAGGGCCCCUUACACAGCUCAGGGUCUGGGCCCCCAGGGCUUGACCGUGAGUAUGCCUACAAUGCCCACCCAUAAAUCCACCUACAUGGCCCACCCGUGAGUUCUCUCACAGGAAGUGGAGUGUAUGUGUGGAGGGGAUGUUUUAUGUGUUAUUGUAGAGGAUGCAACGUGUGUGUUCUUAUAGAAUGUAGUGUAUAGGGAUACCAAUUUCUGUAAGGGAUGUAGUGUGUUUAUAGGGGAUGCAGUGUGUGUUUGCGUGUAAGGAAUGCAUUGUAUGUUUCUGGGUGUGUGUGUGUAAGGGGUGCAAGGUGUGUUUCUGUGUAUUUAAUUGAAUGCAGUGUGUGUCUGUAAGGGGUGCAUUGAUUGUGUAAGAGAUGCAUUUUGUGUGUAAGAGAAUGAGUGUUUGUGUGAACGUAAGGGAUGCAUCGGGUGUGUCUGAGUAGGGAUGCAUUGUGUGUUUCUGUGUGUGUGUGUGUUUGGGGGGGGGGUGUAUUGUGUAUGUGUGUAGUGUAAAAGAGCGGGUUUGUGGGGUAGGAUAGAGACUGAGAGGGGAGCAGCUCUUUAUUUUUUUCUAUUUUUUUUCAUAGUGCUCUCCCCCCUGUCAAUUUAUUGAUUUCCCCUUCCCUCCUGUCCCUCCGUGUUCUCCCCUUCUGUCCCUUAGUGCUCUCCCUUGGCCCCCUGUAGUCCCCCCUUGGUGGUCUUCUCACUCCUCCCUUCCCCCUUAGUGGCCCUCCCUCUCCCAAACCCGUUAGUAGACAUUCCCCUCCUCCCCCACCCCCUUAGUGGUAAUCUCCCCCCCCCACACGCUGUGUGAGGACCUCAAGCGUCGCUCAAUUUUCAAUGCUUUCCUAUGUGAAGCUCUAAUGCGCAUGCGGGGGUCUCAGGUAAGUGACUGAAGGGGUUUUCUCCCCUUCAGCAACCGGAGGUGGGAGGGAGAGGGGACCUGCAGUGCCAGGAAAACGGAUUGUUUUCCUGGCACUGGAGUUUCCCUUUAAGGGGUUAAUAUAUUGUUAUUGUUUUGUAUGUUUUAUGUUAUGUUUGUUUGUUUUUUUUCCUCUGUGGAUUACUGUCAGUAUGUCUGUGUAGCGGAGAGCUGGUAUUCCACAGGUUAUCUCCACUUAAGAUCCCAGUGAGGCUCAAGAACAAGUAUUAGAAAUCCAUAAGGCAAUAAUUACAGCAGGCAAGACAAUCCAAUAAUAUCCCAACAUCGAUCCCAAUGACCGGACGACACACAGCAUCAGGAGCAGAACUGAACUUUUAAUCACUCAACCUUCUUUUAAAGCUUUCUCCCAUGCAAGGGAGGGAUUUACAGUAAUUAUACAAUACACAAAUCAUAUAUGAGUAGCCGCCCACACAUCUCCUCCCCUAGUAUGACUCAUAAUCCCAUUAUGCAGGACACAUUUCCCCUGAUUUUCUGGAUGUACCCUUAAACAUAGGGGUACUACUUUAAAUAUUACAUCUCCUGGUAGCCCUGAUCUGGGUGAGAAACAUAUUCAAAAAUCACCUAGAUCGGACCAGGGGUUCGGGAAAUUCCUGGAGGUAAUAAAGACAGACCAUGCUGGGGUUAACAGCCGAAAUGGGUUCCAUACGUUUUGGCCCUGUGGUUGGUCACAGAAAAAGGGAACAAAAUGCCCGAACGACUUGGGUUAUGGAGACUGGUGAGGAUUCGGAUAAACCCCCUUGUUCGUGGGGUUCUUUCUACCGAACGGGGAGCCGUUCGGUAGUUUCUACACGAAGGGACGGCAGUGUGGAGGUCUAAGCGGUGUUUGCCUAGCCGAGUGUCAGAUUUGGGUUCCAGACACUCAACGGCAAAACACAGCUGUUCGGGAUUUAAGAUGGCCGCCGCCACGUGUUCGACCCCCGAAUGGCGGCCACCCAGAGGACAAAGCACACACUGCACUGACUGCCAAUUACUCGUUUGCGACAUUGUUGCGAACGGUAAUUGGAGGCACACUUAAUCCUGAGGUGGUCUGAUUGUUAGGUAGUUUCACUAGCAUAAUAACUGGAGUGAUUUUACCGAACAAUCAGUCGAAUGCUGCAUACACUUUACAUACAUAUGGCAAAAAUUAACGGAAAACAUCCGAAUACACAUAAUUCUGAGGACAGCCCAAUGUCAUUCGCUACAGUCUGUGUUUCCAGAUCUAUACUGUUAUGGGAGCUUUGUCUAUAGACAUUUUUACACAUUUUACACAUCUUUGGUCUCGCACUAUUUUACUGUUCUGUUAGGCUGUCGUUCCUCGUUGGCUUGUAAUGGUUGGUUUAUACAGGAUAGAAUUGUACAUUAGAUGUUUACAGACAAUGUGUACAUUAACCUUUUCAAAACUUGGUACAAACUUUUUUGUUUACAUUUUUUUUUUUCAGUAUAGAAAUGUAGCCAACAUAUCCUCUCACCCUCAUUUAUACUCUAUUUAUAAUCACCAGUCUGUAGAGCAACACAUUUAUCUUCUAGAAGUCACUGAUUGAAUGCUCUCACCCCCUGCUUUCAAACAUUAAAGGAAGUUUCAGUGGGUCAUACCAUUCCUACCGUCAGGGAGGGAAGGAGUGAAGUAGCUCUACAAUUUCACUAUCAGCCUUAUAUUAGUGCCUUCCAGAAAUUGAUAAUGAUUCCUAGAGCAGUUUUAAAUACCUUUAUUUUAGAUUUAACCGUAUUUACUGUAUGUGGGCAUUAAGUUUAAUGCAAUACAAUAUAUAUGUGAAAUGUGUUAUAUCUUUAUAUGCGGUAUGCAUCCCUUGCUUCGAAUACAUGGUAUGCUAAUAUUUAUAUUCAUUCAAAAAGUGUUUGGUAGUGAAGAGGUUAAGCGAGUCUUUUCGUAAGGGGAGUGUGUGCACGGUGUGUUUGCUCAGGGGGGGUGUGUGCACGGUGUGUUUGCUCAGGGGGAGUGUGUGCACGGUGUGUUUGCUCAGGGGGAGUGUGUGCGCAGAGUGUUUGCUCAGGGGGAGGUGUGGAUGCGCAGGGUGUUGGAGUGCUGAGGGUGGGCGUGGUUCGAGUGUUACGAGGGUGGGUGCGGAGCGUUGGCGCUGGGGGCGUGUGAGUGUUACGCUGGGGCGUAAAAGGAGUGUUGGCGCUGGGGCAGAGGUUGGCGCUGCAGGGGAAAGCGAGGCUGCUUGGCGCUGGGUGUUGGCGCAAGCCGGGUGUUUGUGCAGGGGAGCGCGCUGUUGGUUGGGCGCAGGCGUGCGAGGUUGCUGGGGGCGCAGCGGAGGUUGGCGCUGGCGCGUAGAGAGUGUUGGCGCCGGGGGGAACGUAGGCGCAGGGUGUUGGGGUGGGCGUGUAAGCGGGGUGUUUGUGCAGGGGGAGCGCGGGGUGUUGGCGCGGGUGUUGGCACGGGGGGCGCAUGCGCGGGGUGUUGGCGCGGGGGGCGCGUGCGCGGGGUGUUUGCGCAGGGGGGGCGUGUUGCGGGAGUGUGUACACGGUGUUGUUAUGGAGCUCCCUGUACUCCGACAGAGUACCCUCCGUUGAUGGAUGCUCCUAGCACUUUCUGAAGACUCCAAACACUGCAGCAGACACCACAACCACCGCAGACUCCACAACCGCCGUAGCUUCUGUCCUCCAGGACCGUGUGGGGAAGACCUCUCCUCCAGGAGAGCGUAACAGGCUCUUAAAAGAGCUAAGUGAUUAAAAGCUCAGGGGAAUGUGCAGAGCAUAGCAAUCCCCAGUGUGAUAUAGCAGUUCCCUCCAAUAACGAGACAAAGCUGCGUAUUGAGGGUCAAGAAGAUCUGUUUACUUGGCACCAAAGGGCCUUCUUUUAUGCAGGUUUAACACAUACGGGACCGCCCACAGGGGUUUACAGAACCACCAAUCAUAAACGUACAUUACAGAAACACUCCCAGCAAUUACAUCCAAGAAUCCUCCCCUCUGCCUGUGAUCUAAUUAUGGCACACAGUGCUUAACAUAAUUAUCACAAGCAGGAAAAAUACAGUUUUUAUACAUGUACUAUAUCUUUAAAACUACACAUCCAAUCUUCAUAUUUGGAAUCAGCACACUUUAAAUAUAAACAUAACCAAAAAUCAGCCAAAUCCAUGCAGGGGUUAAAAAGUUAGCUGGAGGUCCCUUUAUUACCGACCGCAAGCACUUUUUCCUGCCCAAAACAGUUCCAUAGAUUUGGGCUGUGCGGCCGGUCUAUUUCAGGCUGAAAAAACGACCAAGUCCCAUCGCCGAAUGUAAAAUCAUUGUGGGAGAAGGUAGGGCUCAGCGGUGUUCGCGGAAAUGUGUGCCGAUUUUAGUUCCAUGAAUUUGGCUACACAUACCGCUGACCUCGUUCGCAUUAACAAAGAUGGCCGCCGCCACGUGUUCGGCAAACGAACAAAGGCCACCCAGCAUUGUCAAUUAAGCUGCGGUUAACCGCAGCUUCUGGGAGGUAAAUUGCCUGCACACUUCCACUUCUGGGUGGUCUGCCUGUGUGGUACUUGGUUCAGUAAGCCCCAUUUACUGAACCAAGUGGGAAAUAGCCAGGCACAAAGAGUUUUAACCAGGUCUGGGGACACAGGGGACACCGUCUUAAAGGGACAGUGUCCCAAACAAGUCUGGGGACACCGUCUUAAAGGGGCAGUGUCUCAAUCUUCCUGAUGUCCCAAAAGGUGUUUAAAGGGCCAGCACCAGUCCCAUAAAGAGUCCAUAAGCCCCAAUAUGCCCACUGGCUGUCUUAAAGGGCCAUACACACUCAAUAAAGGUGCAUAAGUUCUCACAAUCUCCAAGGGGCCAUAGUCAUGUGGAAGGAGGCUAGCAAAUAGCCUUCUCCACAACCCAGGGAAGCAGGGAAAUUUGCUAUUUAAAGGGCCAGUUACAAAUAGCACUUUGUAACAAGUGUGUUUGCUCAGGGGGAGUGUGUAUGCGGGGUGUCUGUGCAGAGUGGUUGUGCGGGGGGGGGAGGGGGGGUUUUGUGGAGUGUUGGCGCCGGAGAAGUUUAUUUGUGCUGACAGUUGUUGGAUAAUCUCCCAUGUGAUUCACUCCUUUCUGAAUUCUUCCAAUUUAUUUCUUUUUUUCUCUCUCUUCUCCCGGCUUCAUGCUGUUGCUUUUCCAUCCAGGCAUCGCUCAGUCAAAGCUGGAUCUAUUCAGUUGCGUUUGGUAGAUAAGGGGGAACAAUUGGUUGGUUGGGAUCUCAUGUUUGGGGUCCCUGUCCUGUCCUGUCUGGAUUUAUCAAACCUUACCUUAUCUUGGCCUUCUGUCUCCCAUGUCCCAAUACAGACUCUCCCUGGUGGGCAGGUUAGCACUCUCACUCUGCACCUUUCACUCUCCUGGUCUCUAAUCCUUUUUUUUUUUAAAAUUUUUAUUUAUUUUUAGAUUGCACUUUUUUAUCCUCUGUCUACAGUCUCUAUGGGGACAACCUUUGUUUUGUCUCGUACUAAAAAUAUAAAACUUCUUGCAGAUUAAAAAAGCUGAAAUGGAUCGGAAGACUCUGGAUUGGGAGAUUGUGGAACUAACCAACAAAUUAUUGGACGCAAAGACCACAAUCAACAAGCUGGAAGAAUUAAAUGUAAAAUGGUCUUCAUAUGUCUUUACAUAUUUUAGGGUGAUAGCGGUAAACUGACAUUGUGUGUUCUCUGCACGUUAGAUGUAAACUAGGAGGUGAUAAUAUCAUUGUAUACAAUGUGGCCCAGUAUUUAUGGGAUAGAAUAUGGUGAGUGGCACAGUGGUCAGCAGGAGAAUGUAGUGAGCAGCCGGUGUUAAUGGGAUAGAAUGUGGCGAGCGGCCCGGUGUGAAUGGGAUAGAAUGUGACGAGCUGGCGGGUGUUAAUGGGAUAGUAUGUGACGAGCUGGCAGGUGUAAAUGGGAUAGAACGUGGCGAGUGGCCCAAUGUUAAUGGGACAGAAUGUGGCGAGUGGCCCAGUGUUAAUGGGAUAAAAUGUGGCGAGUGGCCCGGAGUUAAUGGGAUAGAAUGUGACGAGCUGGCAGGUGUAAGUGGGAUUGAACGUGGCGGGUUGCCUGGUGUUAAUGGGAUAGAAUACGACAAGCGACCCGGUGUUAAUGGGAUAGAAUGUGGCCAGUGGCCGGUGUUAAUGGGAUAGAAUGUGGCCAUUGGCCUGUGUUAAUGGGAUAGAAUGUGGCCAUUGGCCUGUGUUAAUGGGAUAGAAUGUGGCCAUUGGCCUGUGUUAAUGGGAUAGAAUGUGGCCAUUGGCCUGUGUUAAUGGGAUAGAAUGUGGCCAGUGGCCUGUGUUAAUGGGAUAGAAUGUGACGAGCGACCCGGUGUUAAUGGGAUAAAAUAUGGUGAGUGGCACAGUGGUCGGCAGGAGAAUGUGGUGAGCAGCCGGUGUUAAAGGGAUAGAAUGUGAAGUGACCCAGUGUUAAUGGGAUAGAAUGUGGCGAGCUGGCCGGUGUUAAUGGGAUAGAAUGUGGCGAGCUGGCCGGUGUUAAUGGGAUAGAAUGUGGCGAGCUGGCUGGUUUUAAUGGGAUAGAAUGUGGCGAGCUGGCCGGUGUUAAUGGGAUAGAAUGUGGCGAGCUGGCUGGUUUUAAUGGGAUAGUAUGUGGCGAGUGGCCCGUUGUUAAUGGGAUAGUAUGUGGCGAGCGGCCCAUUGUUAAUGGGAUAGAAUGUGGUGAGCUGGCUGGUUUUAAUGGGAUAGUAUGUGGCGAGUGGCCCGUUGUUAAUGGGAUAGUAUGUGGCGAGCGGCCCAUUGUUAAUGGGAUAGAAUGUGGCGAGCUGGCCGGUGUUAAUGGGAUAGAAUGUGGCGAGCUGGCCGGUGUUAAUGGGAUAGAAUGUGGCGAGCUGGCUGGUUUUAAUGGGAUAGUAUGUGGCGAGUGGCCCGUUGUUAAUGGGAUAGUAUGUGGCGAGCGGCCCAUUGUUAAUGGGAUAGAAUGUGGUGAGCGGCCCGGUGUUAAUGGGAUAGAAUGUGAAGAGCGAUCCCAUGUUAAUGGGAUAGAAUGUGGCGAGCUGGCCGGUAUUCGUGGGAUAGAAUGUGGUGAGCAUCUUGUUGCUCGUGGAUUAGAAUCUGAGUGGCACGGUGUUAAUGGGAAAGAAUGUGACGAGUGGCCGGUGUUAAUGGGAAAGAAUGUGACGAGUGGCCGGUGUUAAUGGGAAAGAAUGUGACGAGUGGCCGGUGUUAAUGGGAAAGAAUGUGACGAGUGGCCGGUGUUAAUGGGAAAGAAUGUGACGAGCGACCCGGUGUUAAUGGGAUAGAAUGUGGUGAGUGGCCCGGUGUUAAUGGGAUAGAAUAUGACUAGCAACCCGGUGUUAAUGGGACAGAAUGUGGUGAGCUGGCCGGUGUUAAUGGGAUAGAAUGUGACGAGCGGCCGAUGUAAUGGGAUAGAAUGUGACGAGCGGCCGAUGUAAUGGGAUAGAAUGUGACGAGCGGCCGAUGUAAGGGGAUAGCUUGUGACGAGCGGCCGAUGUAAAUGGGAUAGAAUGUGACGAGCGGCCGAUGUAAAUGGGAUAGAAUGUGACGAGCGGCCGGUGUAAAUGGGAUAGAAUGUGACGAGCGACCCGGUGUUAAUGGGAUAGAAUAUGACUAGCAACCCGGUGUUAAUGGGAUAGAAUGUGGUGAGCUGGCCGGUGUUAAUGGGAUAGAAUGUGGUGAGCUGGCCGGUGUUAAUGGGAUAGAAUGUGACAAGCGACCCGGUGUUAAUGGGAUAGAAUGUGACGAGCGACCCGGUGUUAAUGGGAUAGAAUGUGGUGAGUGGCCCGGUGUUAAUGGAAUAGAAUGUGACGAGCGGCCGGUGUUAAUGGGAUAGAAUGUGACGAAUGGCCUGGUGUUAAUGGGAUAGAAUGUAGUGAGUGGCCCGGUGUUAAUGGGAUAGAAUGUAGUGAGUGGCCCGGUGUUAAUGGGAAAGAAUGUGGUGAGCUGGCCGGUGUUAAUGGGAUAGAAUGUGACGAGCGACCCGGUGUUAAUGGGAUAGAAUGUGACGAGCGACCCGGUGUUAAUGGGAUAGAAUGUGGUGAGUGGCCUGGUGUUAAUGGGAUAGAAUGUGACGAGCGACCUGGUGUUAAUGGGAUAGAAUAUGGUCAGUGGCACAGUGGUUGGCAGGAGAAUGUGGUGAGCGGCCGGUGUUAAUGGGAUAGAAUGCGAAGAGCAAACCAGUGUUAAUGGGAUAGUGUAGCGAGCUGGCCGGUAUUCAUGGGAUAGAAUGUGUUGAGCAGCUUGUUGCUCGUGGAAUAGAAUCUGGUGAGUGGCCCGGUGUUAAUGGGAAAGAAUGCGGUGAGAGGCCGGGUGUUAAUGGAUAGAAUGUGGCGAGGUGGCCGGGUGUUAAUGGGAUAGAAUGUAUGUGGCGAGCGAAGCCCGUGUUAAUGGGAUUAAUGGGAUAGAAUGUGACGAGCGACCGUUGUUAAUGGGAUAGAAUGUGGUGAGUGGCCUGGUGCAGGGAUAGAAUGUGACGAGCGGUGUUAAUGGGAUAGAAUGUGGCUGGCAAUGGGAUAGUAUGUGGCGAGCGGCCCGGUGUUAAUGGGAAAGAAUGCGGUGAGAGGCCCGGUGUUAAUGGGAUAGAAUGUGGCGAGGUGGCUGGUGUUAAUGGGAUAGUAUGUGGCGAGCGGCCCGGUGUUAAUGGGAAAGAAUGCGGUGAGAGGCCCGGUGUUAAUGGGAUAGAAUGUGGCGAGGUGGCUGGUGUUAAUGGGAUAGUAUGUGGCGAGCGGCCCGGUGUUAAUGGGAAAGAAUGCGGUGAGAGGCCCGGUGUUAAUGGGAUAGAAUGUGGCGAGGUGGCUGGUGUUAAUGGGAUAGUAUGUGGCGAGCGGCCCGGUGUUAAUGGGAUAGAAUGUGGCGAGCAGCUCGGUGUUAAUGGGAUAGAAUGUGGCAAGCGGGCCGGUAUUCAUGGGAUAGAAUGUGGCAAGUGGCUCGUUGCUCGUGGAAUAGACUGUGGUGAGCAGCUCUGUGUUAAUAGAAUAGAAUGUGGCGAGCUUGCCGAUGUUAAUGGGAUAGAAUAUGGUGAGUGGCACGAUGGUCGGGGGGAGAAUGUGGUGAGCAGCCCGGUGCUCUUGUGGAUGAAUGCAACAAAAAGCCUUUUCUUAGUUACUACUUAUUCCAUAAAUGGUCACUCUCAUUACAGGAACGCUAUCGGCAGGACUGUAACCUAGCUGUUCAGCUACUUAAAUGCAACAAGUCCCAUUUCCGAAACCACAAGUUUGCAGAUGUGAGUAUUAAUAGUUCAUAAAUUUCUCCGAUCAUGCUGUAUUUGUGUAAGGGAAUACUCCAAACCCUUAAAGCACUUUAUGUGCUUGUCUGCUUCCCCACAUCGUUGAUGUGUUUGCUUCUCCCAUAUGUUAGUGUGUGAGUGCUUCCACUCCCUCGCGUUGAUCUGUUGGUUCUUUCCUAUACAGUUGCCGUACAAACUACAGGACAUGGUGAGCAAACACUUUGAAAGCACAGCAUCAUCUCCACGAUCUGGACAGGAGACCCCUCCACCUGGUCUUUCACACUCUGAUGUGGUGCCCAGUUCUAUCAUCGCCCGUGUACUAGAAAAGCCAGAGUCGCUCAUCCUAAACUCUGCCACAUCUAGCAGUGGCAGCGGCCCCACUGCAGAGGAUGUUUUUGUGCAUGUGGACAUGAGUUGCCCAGGUGAGAGGGUGGAGGAGAGCAGGCAGCAAAAUGGGGGUCUCCAACAGCAGAGUAGUGUAGAUAGCACCUCUGAGGACCCUCCUACUUUUGAGAAACUGAGCCCGUACCCCACACCACCCCCACCACAUCCCAUGUACCCUGGCCGCAAGGUGAUAGAGUUCUCAGAUGAAAAGGUGCGAAUCCCCAAAAAUAGCCCACUACCCAACUGUACCUAUGCCACCCGGCAAGCAAUCUCCCUUAGCCUUGUGCAGGGUGAGGAGGGCAGUCCAGACAGGCAUCGCACAGUUCCCAAUAGCCCAGCGUCUGCAGCAAACUACCCACAGCGGGCACGGAGUGCAGAUAUCCCUGCCCGAUCUCCUCUUAGUAGUGCAGUUGCCAGCUCUGCGAGCUCUGAAGAGGACAUGUUGGCAAACUGGCAAAAAAUGUUUGUGGAAAAGGCGGCACCCAGCACGGAGAGGUCCCUGGCACAUCGCACUUCCUUCAGCAGGGACACAGCUCUGGAACUGCAACAAAGAUUCAGCCAAUCUAUGCAGGAACUCAGCCGGGCCGCUCAAGCUUACUCAGACAGGGAAAGCUCAGGGCUUGGAUGGAGCAGCAGCCGAGAUGCUGAGGUUGUUGGGGCCCGGAGAGGGCCUCUACCAAAUGAGUAUGGGAAGGAAUUCUCCCAAGAGGAAGCACAGGACCUUCUGUCUGGAGCAGUGGAGGAAGAGGAAGAAGCCGCUGAGCAGCAGGUCCUCUCGGAGGAGGCAGAUCAGGAGACCGUGAUAGAGGACGACAUUGGGGAGACAUAUAUACCACCGGAGGAUGGGUUAUGUGCAGAAAAACCCCCUUCUGGACGCCCACAUCGGAGUCCAAAAAGAAUGGGUGUGCAUCACCUCCACAGGAAGGACAGUCUGACCCGGGCACAGGAACAGGGAAACCUACUGAACUAA
Molecule: messenger RNA, 19108 nt
Organism: Pelobates cultripes (western spadefoot toad)
Lineage: Eukaryota; Metazoa; Chordata; Amphibia; Anura; Pelobatidae
Source: the annotation of a GenBank genome assembly